Messenger RNA from Exaiptasia diaphana, 1640 nucleotides. RefSeq names its product centromere protein K. NCBI's taxonomy places the organism in Eukaryota, Metazoa, Cnidaria, Anthozoa, Actiniaria, Aiptasiidae. The transcript has 10 exons. Gene Ontology annotation, cellular component: nucleus. Gene Ontology annotation, biological process: kinetochore assembly; mitotic sister chromatid segregation. The coding region runs from base 199 to 1011 and encodes 270 amino acids. The record is from RefSeq and is a predicted model, not a curated record.
UGGGCACUAUUCAUCAGUAAACAUGGCGGCAAAUUCAGUUCGUAUGRGUUUAAUUGCUUAAAAUAUUUCUGAUUUUAAGCGUCAUAUAAGUGAUUCUGUUGUAUGAUAUGCCUUUUCUGUAGCUCAAUGUCAUAGUUUCUUUUAAAACCGAAAUCGAGGACAGUAGAUACGAUUUUCGACGAAAGUUACUCGAUCGUUAUGGAGGUCGAGGACGAUUGCAAAGCCCGCCAAAACGACCCAAAUGGGAUUCUUAAAGAGGAAUGUGAGCAAAUUUGGGAGCAAAUCUUCGAGAUUUAUUCAAGAAUCCAWGCAAGAAAUGAAAGCUGCCCAUCAAAAUCAGUUGACAUUGACGGCGAGGAGGAAAUACAUGCCAUGAUUYUAAAGGCCAAAGAAAAAAAGAUACAAGCAGAAAUAUCUGCUCAACAGGAUGACAAAAUAGCAGUCCCCAGAAAAAAAUUACAACCAGAUGAAUAUCAAAUAAAGCUUCAGUUGGCCAACAGAGCUUCUCAGUUAGAGGAAACAUUGUUAGUUGUAAAAAAUCAGAAACAAGACAUUCAGCAUAAACUUGAAAGGGAGGAGGMAAUACUGCAACAACAUCAAGAAAUUCAAGAAUCACUCCAACAAAAAAUAAGAAAGUUAGAAAUGGACAAAGAAAACCAACAAAGCAGUCACAGUGAAAUUAAGAAUUUGGAGUUGAAAACCCAAAGAGUGGAGAAAAACUUAAGUGGACUUGUGAAAAAAUUGGGUGCUUUCAUUAAGGAACAUUUUCCACUGCCAAAGAUAGAUGAUCAAGAGUCCCUUAAGUACAGUGAAUCUGGGCAGACAUACAUCUCUCUCCAAGAACUAUUGGAGGUGUUAAUCAAGAAACUCUUCGACAGCCCAAAUGACCCAUACAUUACCAUCAUGCCUUGYCAUUGGCCUCCUUAUAUAGAGUUGCUAUUACGAUGCGGGGUUGCACUAAGGCAUCAACAUGAUAGCAAUUUCAUUAGACUUGAGGCAUUUCAGUCCUGAUGGGAAUAGCCAAAUAGCCAAUGAACAGCCUUGACACAGUAAUGUUUUGUUAUAUAUUUUGGAUGGAUUUAAAACAAGUGAAAAUCAAACAAAAUUAUUAUUUUUUACUAAUCACUAUGAUUAUAAAUACAAGCAUUUGAAAUGUAUGACUAAAAUGCACAGAGCACUAUUACACUAAUAAUAAUUGCAAUUAUUUGGUUACUUUUUAAUUACCAUGAUAUGGGAUCAAGCUAAUGUACAUGUUUAUUACAGUGAAGUAAAUGCCAUACAUGCAUGAAUCGACAAUGAAAACACAAUAGCACAAUACCCUUGGUUAAUAUGUAAUAUGUAAACAAACCGGAGUUUGAAUGUUAAUCUCCUGCAAUGGGCAUUAGACUAAUACAUGACUGGUUCUAAUAGAGUAAUGUCAAUAUACAUGUACCAGUGAAACAACAUUUGACCAUUAUAGUAAUAGUAACAGACACAAUAAGAAAACUAGAACAAUUAGAGCAUACUAAGGUGUAUUAGACUAUUGUACUGUAUGUAUCAACAGAAGUGACACAUGUCACUCUGCCCCAAUCCCUUUUGAUAGAGCCUGAUAUUCAGGCAAUCUGAUACUUGAAACAAGAUAAUAAUUAUUAAAAUAAUUA